GAUUUAAUCUUUCUCUAAAUCUGAUCCGGAGAAGACACUCCCAAACUGAUAUGAAAAACCGCAGAAAUUAGAUUUUCAAUGAUGCAGUCAAGGAUUCUCUAGCCUAGAGGUUUCCUGAGUCAAGCCGUGAUGUUAGAACGGUUGGCAGCAUGGGUUCUCAAUACCUAUCUGGGAGAGUACGUCGAGAACCUCAACACAGAUCAGCUUUCAAUAGGACUUCUCAGUGGUGCAGUUGAACUGGAAAAUCUUCCAUUGAGGAAAGAUGCCUUGAAAGAAUUGGACCUACCUGUCGAAGUCAAAGCUGGGUUCAUCGGAAAGAUUCGUCUUCAGAUCCCAGUCACGCAUCUAAAGACUGAGCCAUGGGUGAUCUCUAUAGAGAACCUGUACCUGGUAGCUGGUCCUGCUCUGAGGACCAAGUACGAUGAGAAAGAGGAGGCCCCGGAACAGGACAGGAAGCAGCAGCAGCUGGAUGCCAUCGAGGCUCAAUGGAAGAGAAAAAUGGAAGCCUCUGGUCCGAAUGAGGAUACAUCUUGGUAUGCAUACUCUACAAACAUCUUCUACAAUGUCUUGGAGAAUCUACAACUCAAGAUCAAGGAUGUCCAUAUACGAUACGAAGACUCCACCAUCCUGCCCGGCAUGAAUCUAGCCUUCGGGAUCACCAUCAAAAGCAUCUCAGCCGUCAGCACCGAUGACAACUAUUCACCCAGACAGACUGGUGGAGAGAAGGCUACAGGAGGUAUGAAGUUCAAGCUUGUCCGCUUAGAGAACUUUGCCAUCUAUUGGGAUGCAGACUCUGCUCCAGUCUCAGACUUUGAUCUUACAGAUCUCCGGGAUGCUCUGAUGAGCGAAAAGUGCCGUACAACUGAAAACCAGAUCAAGAACCAUGACUACAUGGUGGAACCGGUGAGUGCUGAAGCCAGACUGAAGCGGAACGGUUCGGCCCUCCCCCUGCGAUCUCGCACCACGCCCCGCUACGUCUGCGACCUGACGCUUCAGAAGAUCCCUCUGUCUCUCUCCGAGGAUCAGUACCGAGGUAUCACCGUGCUCAUGAAGGAGUUUGAGCGCAACGGCAAAGCAAGGCAUUACAGGAAGUGGAGGCCGGAAGCCUGGACUGGCGAAAAGGAGAGUAUCAGAAAGUGGUGGCAGUUUGCCAUCAACAGUGUCCUACAUGGCAUCAAGGACCGCAGACGCAGAAGAACACCCAAGUUCAUCUCAGAGCGGAUCAGCCUCAACAAACAAUACACUGCAGUCUAUACUAGAUUCCUAGAGGCGAAGGACGUAGACCCUGCACCACUCAUGAUUGUGAUGAAAGAGUUUGAAAAGGAGCUGUCAUUUGAAGAGAUCAGGAUUCUAAGGAACGUGGUCUUUAACCAGCUGGAGAAGAGAAUACGGGGUGGAGAGGAGAUCUUUAAGAAGCCUGAGGAGGCCCAGCAGGGGGGCAUCAUGCAGCGCUGGGUGUGGGGAUGGAGCGGCUGGUACUCACAGAAGGGGGGUGCUGAAGGUGGCACAGAGAGCAGCGUUGAUGACACGCCCUCUGGGGCCGGUAGCAGACGCUCCCCCUCACCACCACCACUCAUCGAUGUUGAAGAGGAGCAAGAAUUGUUGGAUGUACUUGGUGACCCAUCAGCAGACAACAACCUCCUCCGAAGGGACCACGUCUUCGCGCUCCUCAACUUCAAGCUCCAGGGCGGCUCAAUCAAGCUCUGUACCAACAAUGACCUUGGCAGUACCACACCCACCACCAGAACCCCUUCCGGCCUGAUAACCCCUUCCAAGUCGGCACCCCCUGCCACCUCAAUGCACCCUUCAUCUCAUCUGGAUCCUGGUACCAGCCCGCCGGGAGACCCGGGGGGAAACGAGAACGAGACCAUCAUCGAGCUGGAGUUCGCCAGCGUCAAGAUGAGCUUUGAGUGGAGGCUGCGGACGAGCUCCUUCCUCUUCACUGCAAAGUUGGGGGCGCUGUUCAUCCAUGAUGUCAUGACGAAGGGUUCGCUGUUCCCACACCUGGUAGCUCCACAGCAAAAGAGGGAGGAGCAAACGCUAGGACCAAGACAGUCCCACUCUCUGCUCCUCUCACGCUCCGCAUCUGCCAGCUUCUCCUACAUGUCGCCCAGUUCCUCCGGUACGAACAUCAAGCAGCCUUCAUCAGACCUCCCGCUCUUUGAGAUGUCCUAUGAAUCAAAUCCACCUCAUUCAAAUGCUGAUUCUAGACUUGAAAUCAUCAGCAGACCCCUUGACAUUGUCUACAACCCGACAGCAAUGGACAGAGUCUCCAACUUCUUCAAGGCUGAAGGCAGAGGCAGCAAGGGCCUCAGUUCAAGAGCCUCUGAGCUCCAGCUGACUAAGGCUGCUCGAAUGAGGUACGAGGAGCUGAAGAUUCAGACCAAACAAGAGCUUGCCUCGACCGUGGACUCACUGCUAGAAGGAGAGAAGCAGACUUCUGAAGUUAAGAGAUGGGAUAUUCACUUUGACAUCUCGGCCCCUCUCAUCAUCAUCCCAGACAACUUCCACAACAAGGAUGCCACACUGGUUGUUCUUGACUUGGGUAGACUCCAGCUGUUCAGCAUGACAGCCAAGGGACGUCGCUCUAAGAAGAGCGAGAAUGAAGCAGAGCUCUCAUCGCCAGGAGAUGAAGAUGAUUUAGAUGAUGACUUCCUCACUCCUCUGUCGACUCCACCCCACGAAGCAUUGGACUUUGUGCCGACCGAUGCCAAAAUAGAUUCCAUGACAACGAGCUCUGGGAUUGAUGUAGCUGAUUUUGAUAACAGUGCCAUCACUGCCGAGGCUCUCAGGGAUAGGAUGUACGACAGAUACACACUGGACAUGUCAGAUCUGCAGAUCCUUGUUGCCAAAGGCUCCGAGAACUGGCGCACAGCCCACUCCAGAGGGCUCUGUCCCUUCCAGGUCCUAGAUAAGUUCUCCAUCUCUGUGAAAGUUGAGCGCCGUCUAACCUUCACGCAGGAUCCUCAGUGGCCGAGCAUGUUGAUGUCUGGGAAUCUACCAAGUCUAUCUAUUCAUAUCAAUGAGAAGAAGAUUCAAGCGCUGAAUAAAUGCUUGAAGCUCAUGUCUGGAUCCAACAACCAAUCAGGGGUUUCCCCUGCAGGGUAUUCCCCUCCUUCCGACACCGAGUAUCCAGGGCCUCAGGGUAGAGCACAUUAUACAAGUCAAUCAGAUUUUGAGGCCACCAUACAACAGAAAUCCCAAGCCUUACUUGAGGAAUCCAAGCUCCUGGAGAUGCAGUUUUCUGUCGACAAAAUGUCCCUAGCCAUCCAUAGCAGAGGACGUUGUAUAUCCGAGUUCCAGAUAUCUCGAGUGCGGACAGACCUGGUCAAGCGUCCCUUUGAUUCCUCCAUCUCUCUCAGUGUUCACAGUCUACUUGUUAUUGAUGCCCUUCAGCAGUUUGGACCAGACUUUGAGCUUCUUCUUGCCUCACAUAAGGACCUCAGCAUGCAUGCCCCUAGUGGAAGCAUCGUGGACAGCGAAGCCUCCACUCCUAGGUCCCUCCGAUCACCCACCUCUCCUCGAUCACCUGCCUCCCCCGCAGAGAAGAUGAUGGAACCAACCUCACAUGCUGAACUGGCCUCUGCCAUUAGACAGAUGGGGGCCAAUAGCAAAGGGGGUAACCAAUCAGGCGCGUCAUCCCUUGCCCCGCCUGCUCUCUCGCCCUUUGACCCUGUGGUUAAUGAUAAGGAAGCGCUCAUCCAUGUGGAACUACAGCUCAUCAAUGCUGAACGUCCAUCAAACACCAACAAUGAUGGUCCCGUGCAAGUCGCUGUCAUUCAGGUCAAUAGCUUGGAUGUCAUAGCUAAUCAAGAGACUAUAGUAGAGCUACUGUCCUUCUUCCAGCAAGCCUUCCCAGAAGAUGAGAACAAACCCAAGCAGUCCCCUGAAGAUCCAUCCAGCUUCACCAACUCACUCUUACGGGAAGCAAGCAUCAUAGAGCCUUCCAACAGCCAGACACCAACCCGUACAGAGAUCUCAGCAGACUUCCGCUGCCUUAACAUAGUCAUGGUCAGGGGCAUCAUGGGAACCAAGGUCAGAGGUCAGAAAGUUGCUACAGCCACUGUGAGUGAGGCUCACGUACAUGCAACUCUAGGUGGGGAGAUGAGUGUGGGAGGGUUUCUUGGCGGUCUCCAGCUCUUAGACUUAACGCCAGAGGGCAGCAGACACCAAAAGGUCUUCAGUGUCGGACAAGACCCAACAACAACAGGCCAGAAGACUUCUCUUGAAAGGGAUUCAGUAAUGAAACAAAGUGACCAGACGGACCUGUACAAAUCUGCCAUGGAUACCUCGAGAUUUAGCACGAUCAAAGACACGGAAGACAAGGAAGUCAAGGAAGACAAGAAAGGCAAGGAAGUGCUGAGAGCCUUCUCCUUUACUUUCAAGAAAGGAAGAGACGUUGAGAACACAACAGCUAUGUCUCUGGGAUCACCUAUCAAGAUACAAGUUGGUGGAGAGGAUAUUGAUGAGCAGUUGAACCUGUCGCUUCAUCUUGCAUCCCUCUGCUACAUCCAUGUCCCUCGGUUUCUCCAUGAAGUCACCCUCUGCAUGGACGAGUUUCAGAGCUCAAUCGCCAACCUUGCAAACUCCAUUCAGAAGGCAGCCGGCGAUGCAGCCAGGGAAUUGAUACAGUCGCAGAUGCCUGACCUUGUCACGUCCUUCUCCCCAAGUAUGUUCAACACCAUGAUGGAGUCUCCUGGGAAGAGAGGAAACACCUUUGGAGAUUCAUCCAUGGACAUGACUGACUCACGUAUCGGUGCUAAGUCACACACCAGUAUGAACUUCGAUAUCGUCAUGGAGACGCCUGUAAUCAUCAUCCCAAGGACAGCAUCCAGCUCAGAGCUCUUGGUCGCCCAUCUAGGAAAGAUCAGCUUGACCAACAGCGAGUCUUCGGACAUCAGUCGGGACAUGGACAUCGAGAGCACCUUGGGACUCGACCCUAAUCCGGAUAUGACCCGCUUCUUCUUGAGGAUUCAGAACGUGAACCUGUUCUCCUUCAACCACGAAGACACAAACGUGCCAUCGGAGCAGAGCGUAACCAGCAUCAGUUCGGACAUCAUGAGCGCUGCCUCCGGACCUUAUUCAGGGACACCUAUCCUUCACAACACUUCUCUGGAGGUCAUCGUGAAUCAGAUCCCAUCGGAAUCUGGUCCACCGGUCAUGGAUAACAGCAUGGCAUUCCCUGACCUUGAGGAGAAAGAACCUCUCGACCUUGACCACCACUCCUCCACCUUGCAAGUUGUAGGUAAGGUGGUCACCCACCUGAAGGUCAUUCUGUCCAAGCAUAUCUAUGAACAGAUCUUGCAGACACUGGAUAACCUGACAUAUGACGAACCAACAAAGGUACCCUCCACUCCUGUUAGCCUAGAGAAAACCAAAGGCAGAAAGUCAGGAAUCUUCAAUGUCAAGGAACUAGAGCCGUUGGGGACACAAUCAAAGACACCGGGGUAUCAUAGAGUCACAGAAAGUACACCCAUCCGACCUGCUGGAAGUAAGCUCCCAAUGAGGAUAUGUGCAAAUUUUGCCAUGCCAGACCUCUGUAUUCAAAUGCGGGGUGACCUCAGCGAUGGCGAUCAAGGCAUUGUCAAUGUGUGCUUCUCGGACUUCAGCAUCGAUUACGAGAAGUCCACUCCAGCUGCGACAUCGGUCACCAUCCUCCUGCAGUCUCUGGUGAUUGAGGACCUCCUUCAGAGUCCUGACUCCAAGCAUCGCCAACUCGUAGCAUCUCAUGGUGGCACCAGACGCUCUGGCAGUGGCCCGUCAUCCAAGAUGGUCCAUUCCACGUCGUGUCCAUCGGUGACGGCCAUGCCGGCGAUGUCGCCCAUCAGACCCAGCUCAGUGCCUUCGGAACUAAACAACCCUGAUCAGUAUUAUGCUCCUCAGUACAGUAGACAAACGAGCAGUAGCAGCCGGGGUAUGUACCCUUCCACACCACCUCCUUCUCUGAACAUCUCCUUGGAGGACAUUAACAUAUCAACGGAUACAGUCCCUACCAGUGAUGCCCUGGUACAGAUCAGAGUUCUCUUGGUGGACAAGAAGAGUCCUGAGUACGCUACCAAGUACAAGAAGACCAACCAGUUUGUUGAUGUUGAGUUCAACCAGCUGGACAUCACCAUCAACCAGCAGACUUGGGUGGUUCUCCUGGACUUCCUGGGUAUAGGGAGCUCACUACCUAAGGACAACGUCAAACAGGACACUCCAACCAGAACCAGUGCUCCGCAGAGACAGACAUCUGACGUACAACCACUGCCAACUCAACAAACAAAUCAAUCACAAGCGGGGCUCAUACAACCAAUGCCAACUCAACAAACAAGUGUAGGUGAACCAGAAGGUAACAACAUGGAGAUGCAGGUGCACCUGGCAUCCCUCUCUCUCAUCCUCAACAAACCUGACUACGAGCUCGCCAAGGCCAGCGUGUCAGAGGUCAAUGCUCACAUGACCAACAUGGAGGGCAACCUAGAGGUCAAAGGUCACAUGGGAAGCAUGUCGGUGCUGGACUUGACCCCGCAUGGAAGGCUCUACAGGGAGAGGUUCACAACGAAAGGAGAAGAGGCUCUCAGCUUCCAUAUUUUCAAGUAUGGAAAGCCUAGGAAGGAGCCUCAAAGGGAGUUUGAGAGGGAUUUUGACAUGAGUGUGAAACUGAGGAUGUCAACAGUCCGCUACGUUCACACGAACCGUUUCCAGUCAGAAGUCGUGGCCUUUGCGCAGCAUUUCAACCAACUCCAGGAAGUCCUUGGCACAAUGAGGGCUGCAGCUGCAGGGCAUGAGGUAUCUGUUGAACCAACUCGUACAUCUCGCAUCAUGCUUGAUGUCCAGGCUGGCUCUCCUGUCAUACUAGCACCCGUGAGCUCCCAGUCCAAGGACCUACUGGUCAUCAACCUUGGCAACCUGACCCUACGCAACCAGUUCCUGAUGUCUGGGACACCCGGAACCAUUAUCCACAAGACCAGUCCUCCUAAACCUCACCCUGAGGACCCUAAGCCCUCGGAAGAAUCCUCCAAACCUGCCAGAGAAACACCCAGGAAGGUGGCCACAGCUCAUGGUCUAAAUUUAGAAGACAGUCCUGGACUUGGUCUAGGAACUGCCCCUGGUGUCUUGACACGAGCCAGCACAAGGACUGCUGUAAUAUCUAAGUCCAGCCAUGGACCGCAGUAUUCAUCAACGCCAAAGCAUUCUCCAAGAGUUGCUGAUGAAGCGAGUGAAGCGGAAGUGGAGGUCAGCAAGAAGGAGGAGAAUUUGAGUUGUCUUCUAGACUGUAUUCAGAUUGAUCUUGAAGACAUGGAUCUUUACCCUGCAGAGCGAGUUUCUCCGACAGACUUUGAUGUGUCAGAUGGAACAGCUUUGAUCUUUCCGUCUUUCAUUGUCCAAAGAAAGGGUGGCAAACUGUUGAAGCAGACAUGCCUUCUGAAACUGCAGGUGGACCGUAAUCUGGACAUUGACAUCAGAAGGACAGUUCCAGACAUGGAAAUAGAUGGUCUGCUCUCAUCGGUCCACUGCUGCCUGGACCUCUCCCAGUACCAGCUCAUCCGUGGGUUCCUGGACCACAAUCUGGGCGAGCCUCUGGAGGAGUUCCAAACACUGCCCCGCCCUUCCAACCCCGAGUCCCAGACGGUCCUCAGCGGGCAGACCUGCACCAACAUCUCCAUGCAUAUCAACCUUGUCAACGUGACCCUUGAACUCCUCCUCCAGCAUGCAUCUGACCCUGUCGUUGGUGUCCAUGGUAACGAGUCUGAGGAGGCGGUGCCCGAGAGGUCGUUGGGUCAGUUCAACUUCAUGGAGUCCAAGUUCUCGUUCAUGAGCCAGUCGAACGGAGCCAAGACGGUGGACUUGGUGUCACAUGCCAUCAGAGCGUAUGAUACCAGAUGGAAAGGCGAUACUAGUAAGAAGAGAAGCAACGUCUUUGAGGAGAUCCUGACCCCUACCAGACAUCACAGUCGCAAUCCGAACCCUCUACAGCUGGAGCUGCACUUCACAUCCCAGGCCGAUAGCACCAGAGCAACGGCCCUGCUCAACAACAUGAGGGUCAUAUGUGUCUUUGACCUUCUCCUAGCAGUCAAGGAUUUCUUACUGGCCUAUGAUUCACAGGCAGUUCAAGGAUCAGAAGGAGCAAGUGCCAGGGCAUCGUCAGAAGCCUCAACGUCCCUGGACCCUUCUACAGAGUCCUCUAACGUAACAACGGUAGAUAAGAGAUCCAGGUCACCGGUCAGCAUUGGAACAGGCAUACUCACCAAGAGGGUACCACACAGAGAACAGGUUGAGAAGAACUCAGACUUCAAGGUGAAUGUGACUGAGACAGAGUUUGUGAUCUUAGGGGACACAUCAUCUAGUGACUCUAAUGCUGUCAUCUUAAAGUCUACCUGUGCCGUGCUGACCUACAAGCCCGUCUCGAAGGAGAACCCUUUCUCGUGCGGUCUAGAAGGGUUGGAGGUAUUCUCCUGCUGCAUGAGUAGUGAAGAGGACACCGCACUCUCCAUCGUGGACCCUAGCACCAUCAACGUGGAGCUGAAGGGAACAUCGUCUCACCUUCACAGCGGGCAGCAGCUCGGCGGACUACUAGAUAUCAUGGAUGCCCAUGCUAUACUGGAGGUUCACAUCCAGGCGCUGAACAUCCGCGUAUCCUACCAUGAUGCUCAGCUCUUCCUCAGCAUCAUGAACUCACUGCCAUCACAGAUGAUCAAGAAACAGCACUCUGAGGACGAGGAGGAAGAGGUGGAGGCGGUGGAUAAUAUGAGGAACGAGGCGGAGGAGAAGACGCAAUCCAAGUCCAAGAUUAAGAGACAAAUCGCCAAGUUGAAGGAGUUAGGGUUCCAUACUCAAGACUGUCGCAAGGCCUUGGAGAGGAGUAACUACAGACUGGACCUAGCUGCAGGAUGGCUCCUAGAGAAUGCCCAGCCUGUUCCUGCUUCGAGCCCGGCUCAUAGCCCUAGGGAACCGGACAGGGAGGAUGGGGGCAGCGGCAAGAUGGAGAUUGCAGGAAUCGAGGUGCGAGCUGGCUCCCUUGCCAUCACCCUCAUCGAUGACUGCGGUAACAUCGACAUCCCUCUGAUAGAGAUCUCCUGCCAGAACCUCAACUUCUUUCAGAAGCUUCUCCCUAGCGCCCAAGGUCAAGCUGCUUGUGUUCUCUCUGCUGACUACUAUCAUAGGAGUCUCUCGGGCUGGGAGCCUUGCUUAGAACCAUGGAAGUGCAAUGUGGAAUGGAUCCAGCAAGCCGCAAGCCAGAUGUAUGGGGAAAGACUCUUCAUUCAAAUGAAAGUGAAUGACAGGUUGGAUCUGAACGUGACUAGCGCCCUCAUCGAUCUAUACAGCAAUACAAAGAAGAGCUGGACAGAAGAUUACUAUAGCAAGGGAGGGAGGGCCUCUGGGAGUGGUAGGACGAGAUCACCAUUUGUGCCCUUUGCGAUCAAGAACCAGUCGGGUUGCAGGCUUUCAUUUGCAACCCUCACAACCACCCCCAACAAGGUUGUAUCGUCACCUGAAGAGAAGAUGAAUACAGAGAGAACCUUCAGUGCAUGGAAGGAGGAUUGGGAAUGCAUGUAUCUAAUUAUAAAUCCUGUUUCUAUUACAGGGUUGUAUCCUCACCUGAAGAGAAGAUGGGUUGUAUCGUCACCUGAAGAGAAGAUGAAUACAGAGAGGACCUUCAGUGCAGGGAAGGAGGAUUGGGAAUGCAUGGUUGUAUCCUCACCUGAAGAGAAGAUGAAUACAGAGAGGACCUUCAGUGCAUGGAAGGAGGAUUGGGAAUGCAUAGAAGAUGAAUACAGAGAGAACCUUCAGUGCUUGGAAGGAGGAUUGGGAAUGCAUGUUUCUAAAUAUAAAUCCUGUUUCUAUUACAGGGUUGUAUCCUCACCUGAAGAGAAGAUGAAUACAGAGAGGACCUUCAGUGCAUGGAAGGAGGUUGAGUCUGGACAAGAGAUACCAUUCAUGUUUGAAGAGAAGGGCAAGGCAAGGCACAGGAACACCCAUGAGUUGAGGGUUCAUCAGCUGGUUGUGAAGGUUGAUGGCUGGGAGCAGCUCACACCGGUGUCUGUUGACAAGGUCGGGGUCUUCUUCAGACUGGCCAAACCGCAUCAUAAUCAACUCUCUAGCAUCUUCACAGACCAGCAACCAGCCAGGGUUGUGUUUCAUGUGAGCCUAGAGGGCGGUGCUCGUAAGCUGAUCACGGUCCGAUCAGCGCUGAUGGUUGUGAGUCGUCUGAGUGUACCCAUUGAACUCAAACUGGUCAAUCCCCAGUCUCCGACCGACAAUCCCCAGGUCCUGGAACCACUGGAACCCAACCAGAAGGUAGCUAUCCCACUGCCCUGUGUAUCCUGGGACAUCUACCUCAGACCCAAGGGAUGGGCCGUCUCUUACUGCGACAAGCCGUUGCUAUGGAGACAGGCCCAGUGCCCGGGCGACUCCAAGAGCUUCCCUAUGGAGUGCAGGACGGACAGUGGAGAUUCCGGUAUCUUCAGGUUCUGUUUGUUCGUGAAGCACGAAGCUUUCCCAUUCAAGGGCUCCCUCGGCAGGCGGUCUCAAGCCAAGAAGACGGAGACGCUGGCCGCUCAGCCCGGUCACACCUUGACCAUCCUGCCUCCCAUGGUACUCACCAAUCUCUUACCCAUGGAACUCAACUUCCUGGUGGUCAAAUCCAAAGUCCAAGGCUGCAUCAGACCAGGAAUGGAUGAACCUAUCUACACGGCUGACCUUGACCAUUCACAAGACAUUAAGUUCUUCACCGAGUCUUUCAGGGAAUGCACUCAUCCUCUCACCAUCCCAGCCAAACACAACUGUGAUGGGUGUGCCUACAUUGAGCUCCGAGACACACAUCCUAAGAGGAGGAGCUUACAGCUUGCCGUUAGGGUAGAGUGUGUUGCUGGUAGAGCCCUCAAGGUGUCUGUCUCAGCGCCCUACUGGUUGAUCAACAAGUCUGGGUUGCCUCUGGUGUUCCGUGAGGAGGGAGCUGAUUUUGAUGCUGCCGGUCAGUAUGAUGAGCAUGAGAGAGCUAGGAGUGUAGCUCCUCUCAUGCUGUCAUACAGGGAGCCGGGCAAAGCAGAUAACAUGUGUGUGAUGCGUCUUGGACAGAGUAUCAUCGGGCUAGAAGGCAGACCUAACUGGUGCCAUCGUAUGUCACUAGAGGGCGGUACAGGAGUACGAUCCCUCAGGAUCCAUCAAGACGGAGGCAGACCUCACAUAGUCUACAACAUCGGUAUUGAUGUUCGGCCAGGUAGGGGGCGCUAUCAUGAAACCAAGAUUGUGACCUUCGUACCUCGCUUCCAGCUGGAGAACCGCUCCUCUCAUCACCUUGCCUUUGCUCAGCGACAUCUCACUACAGGCAUUGGACCCAAGAAUCCCAGGAAUCAUCUUGCCAUUACAUCUGGGUCAAAGGUCAUAUUUCACUGGCCGCGUGAUGACCUUGACAGACUGCUGUGUGUUCGUAUGCAUGACCUUGAGGGUUGUCGAUGGUCCGGUGGAAUACGCAUAGACCAGCCAGGAUCUCUCAACAUUAACAUGAGGAGUAACAACAACCAGACAAACAUUGUCCAUGUCGAGGUACGCCUUAGAGGAGCUACAUUCUAUGUGAUCUUCACUGAUACAACAGAUCUACCUCCGCCUUACAGGAUAGACAACAUGUCAGAGGUUGAUAUCAUCUACUACCAGCGAGGAGUGACAGACCCAACACUAAGGACAAUGCUAAGACCAAAGAUGUCAGUUCCGUAUGCAUGGGAUGAGCCGAUUCUCCCCCCUCUCAUGGUGUGUGAAGUGAAAGGAGGCUCUAGCAGUGUCUAUAACUUAGACAAGCUUGAAGAUGGUAACCAUCUCUACUAUGAGAACUUCAUCUACAUUGCGAUGGACUCCACAUUCAAAGGAGCUUCAAGUCUACAGUCAUUUGGAGAGUCAUCAUCUAACAAGAACUUCUGGUCCUCGGCUCAGCUUGUCUUGGAUGUCCCUCAUGCCGAUUCACCAGUCGUCCUACGCAAGAAGGAGCCUGGGAAGAGGAGUCAGCUAUGGCGCAUGACGUCGACCGGUCUGCUUCAGAACGAAGCGUUUGCUGCCCCCAGGGAUCCCGGUCAGAGGAGGAGCAGUCUGACUAAGAAUGGUCUGGUCCUGGACAUCAGCAACGGUCAGUUCACGUCCAGAGAUGAGAUGAUCUUGAAGCUAAGAAGACCGGAUGAGGCGAGACAGAACACACAGACGUGGUACUUUGGCAAGGAUGGGCGACUGAGGUGUCAAGACAGUAAUUAUGUCGUUCAGCCAAAGUUUGGUCUACUCAGCCUCAAGGAAGGGAGUGAGCUAAUCCUGAUAGCCGGUGGCAGACUGGAUGUUUCGCAGGAUGAGAUACCUCUAGAGCAGGUCAUCACCAGACAGAAGAACCUUCCAGGAUCAGGCAACCUCGCUGUCCAGGUCGUAGCGGAUGGACCAACAAGAGUCCUCUACAUCAGUGACAACAUUCAGCAGUCUGCACCCCAGAAACCAGCCAGCGUCAUCCCAGGCUCUUCCGUAGAUGAGUUUGAGAUGGUAGAAGUCAAAGCUCGGAUGUCAAAGGUCACAGCAGAGAGCCAGAAUCAACAGGGCGGCACUUCCAAGAAGGGCAAAGAGCUAGAGAUUGCCCUAUGGUUGAAGGAAGGGGUUGGUCUGUCUCUAGUGAACAGAGCUCCUGAGGAGUUGGCUUAUAUUACCCUGACUGGCAUUGAUGUCCAUUACAUACAGACGAGCAAGGAGGUCGAUCUCAAUGCCAGCGUCUGUAAAAUUCAGAUUGACAACCAGCUUGCUCAAGCUCAGAAACCAGUCAUGUUAUUUGCCUCAGACAAAGAAGGUCGGCCAGCUCUCAGCCUAGUAGCUACCAAGCAGCUAGGGGGUUCCCCAACAGUGGAAAUCUACAAGAGAUUGGUCCUGACAGUGAGUAAGAUGACACUGAAUGUAGAAGAACUUCUGCUUCUCAAGCUGCUUCAAAUGAGUGGAUUCUCUCAACCAGAUAUCACCACGGAAACGACGGAUGAGACGCACUAUGAUACCAUCAGUCCCAGAGACAACAACCAGCCUACGAAGCGGUUCUUCUUUGAGACCCUGAAGAUCCAUGCCAAGGACUUCCGUCUUAGCAUGUACACCUCUACCAAGAUCCCCAAGGACCUCAAUCAGCUCAAGACAAGCAUGAGGCUCUUCUUGAUCCAGUUUGAAGAAGCUCCCGUCUCCUUGGAUCCCUUCACAAGGCAACAUCCCUUCGAGACGCAGGAGUUUCUCUUGGAAUCAGUUGCCAAACACUACACAGAGGAGCUAAAGAGUCAAGCAGUGAAGAUCCUAGGUUCUGUGGACUUCUUGGGUAACCCCAUCGGUCUGCUCCAGGACUUUAAGGAUGGUCUGAAGGAACUGGUCUUAGAAGGGAGUGUGACGGGUCUAGUCAAGAACGUGACCCAUGGCAUGUCAAACACAGCUGCAAAGGUGACGGGAACCAUCUCUGACGGGAUCGGGACGGCAACCUUUGACAACCGUCAUCAGGAGAUGAGAAGCGUGAUCCGAGAGACGCACGGUGGAACCAGCUCCGGUCAUCUGUCUGCAGGGGUCAAGGGGUUUGCGUUUGGAGUGGUCGGUGGCUUGACCAGUAUGUUCACUCAGACCUACAAAGGAGCUUCAGAGGAUGGGGUUGAGGGACUUAUGAAGGGGAUAGGGCGUGGCAUCAUGGGUACCGUCACCAAGCCUGCUGCCGGUCUGUUUGACCUCGCCUCGGGUACCAUGAAUGCCAUCCGUAGCUCCACCACCAGUGAGAGCCACCUAAUGCCCCCUAGGGUCAGACCACCACGGUGCUGUAGGAGUCCCUCAGGGGUGCUUGCUAGGUACUCAUUACACGACUCCAGGGGCAUGGAGUUUGUUAGUGUGCUCUGUGAAGGCACUAGUGGAGAAAGAUACUUCAUGAUGGACGAGUUACGGAACCAUCCAUUAGACGGCAUGCAGGUCCUGAUCACCAGUGAAUGCACCUACUUCUUGUCCCUCACAAACCUUCAGGAACCUGUUCUUAGUGUGUUCCAUUCUGAGCUCUUCCAUGCUAAACAUAUACUACAAGCUGGGAAGCAUUACAUAGAGCUGACCAAGGUGGCUAACACAGAGGCUGGUGUAUCAGCGCCUAGUCUGGAUCUCAAAGAAAGACCCAAGGUUGGGUGUGAUAACGAACGCAUCGCCAAGAAGGUAAGGCCUGUCCUAUCCCUUAUUUUAGGCUCACUCAUAGGUUUCAUAGCAGUUUUUGUUUCCCAGCAGAUCAACUAUGCUAAGAGUUGUUAUGAGGAACUCAAGCAACAAGUCAUUAUUAAGAGUGACGAUGCUUUCCUCAAACUUCAUCUACCCUCACACAUUGAUGACUAGGUUUAAAUCUCUUCAAAUGCCCUGUGCAAUUUAUCAUUCAUGGAGAUGUGAGUUGGUCUAGCGAUAAUAUCA
Messenger RNA from Strongylocentrotus purpuratus (purple sea urchin), 14400 nucleotides. Its product is annotated as vacuolar protein sorting-associated protein 13D. Bases 130 to 14328 code for a protein of 4732 amino acids. Gene Ontology annotation, molecular function: protein binding. Gene Ontology annotation, biological process: protein targeting to vacuole; mitochondrion organization; protein retention in Golgi apparatus. The record is from RefSeq and is a predicted model, not a curated record. NCBI's taxonomy places the organism in Eukaryota, Metazoa, Echinodermata, Echinoidea, Camarodonta, Strongylocentrotidae. The transcript is spliced from 76 exons. Gene Ontology annotation, cellular component: extrinsic component of membrane.